Molecule: messenger RNA, 890 nt
Organism: Mytilus trossulus (common blue mussel)
Lineage: Eukaryota; Metazoa; Mollusca; Bivalvia; Mytilida; Mytilidae
Exons: 7
Coding region: 1-855 (284 amino acids)
Source: RefSeq, a predicted model, not a curated record
AUGUCACAAAAAAGGAAAGACGGUGCUCAACAAGCAAGUGGACCAGAAAAAAAAAUUCCUAAAAUGGACAUCAGGGUAAAAAGAGUAACUUCUCUUAACCCCCGCCCGACCGCAUAUGGCCAAAUAGGAAAUACAUAUGUUUACCUUAACAGUAGUUUAUAUAAACUCACUGUUAAGGAAAAGUAUUUUAAAACUUUGAGUAAAGGGCAGUACUUUCGUAUAAAGGGCCAUACGAUAAAUCAUCAGAAUAAAUUCAUCAAUACAGAUUAUGCCACUAUUAUGGAAAUAGCCCCAUUUGAUAUUAACGAGAGCCACAUCCAAGCGCUUAUUGCGCCAACCCCCAUAGAUUUGGGGGAUGUUGGGAAGAUUGCUUCAUUGGCCCAAGACGAACUAGUUGCCAUCUCGGGCUCAUUGGUUAAAACUGCUCCGAAAACAACCACGGACAAAACUACGUUGCAAAUUGCAACAAUGACUGAUGAGAAAAGGGUUACCGGCCAGAAUUUUAAAGUGAAAUUCUGGGCCGGUAACCAGGAAGAUGUGGUCACCGCCAUGGAACGGUUUACCACAUAUUCCCUAAGUUCCAUGGUGGUUGAACUGUGGCAGGGGGCUGUCCAGUUCAAUGCCACUCUGGACACAUCCAUAAAGAAAUUGCAAGAAGACCUUAAAAUAGAUGCGGCCAAUAUAGAGGGAGUAGAUUUUGCAGAAAAACUGGUACUCACUUCAGUAGGAGAAUACCCAGUUGAUGAUGAUGUUCUGGAUAUUUUAUAUCCAGAACAAGCUUUCCAAGAAAGAAGGGUAUCACUCGUGAUAAAAAACGGGAAAAUUGUUAAUGCUACCAUACUUGAGGAAAACUGAACACAUCAAAACAGAUAGAUACUAACAUACAGUAG